GGAGUUUGCAGCAGUCUCUCCUUUCUGUCCACGGCAUUUAGCGGAAAACAUCUGACUCCUGCUCGUUUUCCGAAGCCGUGUUCGGUUGGACUCAUUUUGCGCCGGAGCCGCGGAGGCAUCACGGGAACAAAAGUCGCCGUUUCUCCAGCAGGAUUUCAACAUCUUACUGCGCGCUUUCCCACUGGCAGAUAGCAAGAAGUAUGUGUGGGUGUUGAAGACUCAUCAGUUCAGUUUACCUCGCUGCCUCUGAACGUCGAGCCGCCGUCUGCCUUACCCCCGACUGUCCACUCGUCCAGUGAGGCUCGCUCCACACCAUGUCUGCAGAGGUGGAGAACAGCACUCCCACCCCCGCCGAUCCCAGCAUCGCACCCCCAUCGACACCCACCGCCUCUAACACCCCUCCCACCUCCCCUGCCACAUCCAAGGUCCCGUUCAAGAAAGAAAAGAAGAAGGUCCCAGAAAAGACAGAUGAGUACCUGCUGGGCAGGUUUAAAGGGGACGGUGUGAGGUACAAGGCUAAGCUGAUUGGCAUCGAUGAUGUCCCAGAAGCCAGAGGAGACAAGAUGUGCCAGGACUCCAUGAUGAAGCUUAAGGGUAUGGCGGUAGCUGCUCGGUCCCAGGGUAAACACAAACAGAGGAUCUGGGUCAACAUUUCCAUGUCGGGCAUCAAGAUCAUUGAUGAGAGAUCAGGAGUGAUUGAGCACGAGCAUGUGGUGAACAAGAUCUCCUUCAUCGCCAGAGAUGUAACAGAUAAUAGGGCGUUUGGAUAUGUGUGUGGCGCAGAGGGGCAGCAUCAGUUCUUCGCCAUAAAGACCGCACAACAGGCAGAGCCCCUGGUCAUCGACCUGAAAGAUCUGUUCCAGGUCAUCUUCAACAUGAAGAAGAAAGAAGCAGAGGCCUCACAGAAGGGUGAAAAUGGCAGCACUGUGGUUGAGAAUGGAAGUGAUGCCUUGCUAAGCGUGGACGGUGAAGUCAAAGCCGCCCAACCAGUGGAGCAGCUUGACCUUUUUGGAGACAUGUCGACCCCUCCAGACAUCCAGGCUCCAAAUGACUCUAAUGAUAUUCUCUUGCUGGACUUUUCUGCUGAAGUUGACAGCAAUCAGAAUUGCAUAAAGGGAAACUCCUUUGUAACUUCCUGUGCCGCUGACCGUAGAGCAUCUCCCCAGACAGAGAAUCCCUUUUCCUCAACAUUUGGCUACUUUCCAACCCCAGACACUGACCCUUUCAGAGAUGACCCCCUUUCUAAAUCACCCACUCGGUCGGCACCCGAUAAUUCACGCAUCCCCCUCGCCACCGCUCAUCACCUAAACAGCACUGCUGGCACCACCAGUAAGACAAUUAUUAACGGUGGUUUGAAUGGAGACUCUGAACACCUCAGUCAGCAGAUAAAUGGGUUAUCCAGUAAGACCAUGAUCCUCGCUCUCAGUAAUGGACAGUGGCCACUAGGGGGCAAAAUAACUCAGGGCAACACAAUUACCAUGAUCGACGGGAAUGAAUCUGGACCAGUUCUCUCAACCAAAAACCCAUUUUUUGACGCAUCUUUGACAACUGGCCCUGUCUCUAAUGGCAUAAACCAUCACCCGCAACCCCCAGUGACUCAUAGCAAGGACUCAGUAGUCAUAAACCCGCCUCCACAGAGCUCUAAGGCCGGACGAGGUCGAAGGAGUGCAAAGUCCACAGCAAGUGACCUGUUUGGAGCAGAGCUGUUUGCUGCUCCUGCUCAUUCUGAAGGGUCAUCUGCUUCAGUUGACCUUUUCAACAGUGCACCAGCCAACUCCACUCCCUCCUCCAUAGCUGCUCUGGGGAAUCUUCAGUUGGGUCCUCCAGCUACCACAAGUAUCCCCGCUGCAGGCAUGUGGGCAGCCUCCACUGCAGCACCCUCCAUGUUCCCCAUGCCAGGAGUGACAGCUCCAGGCCCCGGGCUCAGCUACCCACAGCCAUCUGCCUUUGGUGGUCUACCCAUACCACCUACAGCUUGGGGCCAGCCAAUGCCAUCUCAGUUUGCCCCACCUUUAUCCCCACCCCACAUCUUCUGCCAGCCGCCAGCAGCCGCGCCAGGCUGGGGUCAGUCGACCAACCCCUUCCAGCCUGGUCCAUCACGCCCCCCUCCGAGGCCACCUGGUAAGGAGGCCGCUCCUAAGAUAGAGAACAGUGCCUUCACAGCUUUGGACCCCCUUGGAGAUAAAGAGAAGAAGACUGGAAAGGACAUGUUCAAGGACUUCCAGCUCGCCAAACCCCCUGCCAUCCCAGCGAGGAAAGGCGAGCUAGGGUCCAACGCUGCUCCAACCAGCAACAAGGAGCAAGGAGCAUUCGAUCAGUACUUUUCCAGUAAAGUGGGCGUGGUGCAGGAUAGUGCAGAUCAUGAUGACUUUGAUAUCAAUCAAAUGUCAGCAGUCGUUAAUGAUGUUCCUAAACCAGCUCCUGCUCCAGCUGCAGCUCCGAGCUUUAACCCUUCUGCUCCCAGUGCAAACAAUCAGGACAUGUUUGAUGAAGCAUUUGGGGCCCCAAAUUCCAGUCCAUUUGGAGUGCCGCCCGUAGCCAUGCAGACAGCUGCUGUUGGUCAGUCUUCUGGUUCAACAGCUGCUUUUGGGGAUCCUUUUGGAAAUCCCUUUGCCUGACCGUAACUUUGUCCAUAAUUGAAAUGGAGCAAAUGGAGAACUUAACAUCAAAUAACAUCCUCGGGACGAGCUGCUACAGCGUGUGCAAGACAAUCCAAAUGAUGAACUCUUCUAUCUUUUGUCCUUGACCCACCCUUCUUUUACACCUCCACCUCUGAUGUUGUUUUUUUCUGUCCAAUCAGUAGUUCCCUUAUUUCUAAAGACCACUGAUCUAAGAAGUAAAUGUAAUGUCAUGAUCUGCUGAAGAAAGAAAUGUGGUGUGUGUGUGUGAGAGGGCACGUCCAUAGAGGUUCACUGCUGAUGCUGUCUGUGUUGAAGAAAUAAAAUAAUUCAAUCAUA
Chelmon rostratus (copperband butterflyfish) is the source of this 2957-nucleotide messenger RNA. It is a transcript of the gene dab2, whose product is annotated as DAB adaptor protein 2. NCBI's taxonomy places the organism in Eukaryota, Metazoa, Chordata, Actinopteri, Chaetodontiformes, Chaetodontidae. The transcript has 15 exons. The record is from RefSeq and is a predicted model, not a curated record. The coding region runs from base 315 to 2618 and encodes 767 amino acids. Gene Ontology annotation, biological process: positive regulation of endocytosis; negative regulation of canonical Wnt signaling pathway; receptor-mediated endocytosis. Gene Ontology annotation, cellular component: plasma membrane.